This is a messenger RNA of Phyllotreta striolata, 2291 nucleotides long. The record is from the annotation of a GenBank genome assembly. NCBI's taxonomy places the organism in Eukaryota, Metazoa, Arthropoda, Insecta, Coleoptera, Chrysomelidae.
UGUUAUGAUUAAAAAAACGAAAAUCAGCAAAGGACGAACAUGUGCGUUCAGUCGAAUUAAUUGUUGUUUCGAUAGUUGCUCAGUGAUUGUGUUUUACCCACUCGGAAAUCGUGCUGAUAAAAUGAUAAUGUAUCUGAUUUUAAAGUAAUUUGUAAGAUGUUUGUGGUGUAAUCAGUGAUCGUUAUUUACUUGUUGUCGUUUGGUAUUUGUUUUGGAGUUAGAGAUGUGCUGGUACUGUUGGAGGAAUAGACAGAAAUGGCGGCCACCGCACGAUCACGAAGAAAGCGCCGUAGAAGAGCAACACAGACGACCGGCAGUUUAUCAAAGUGUCUCCGAACUUAGCCCUAAGGAACCCCAAUUUACUUCUAAAACUCACGAAGAUGAAAACCUCAUCAAAGGCGCAAUCGAACGAAAUGACUUUUUGUCAAGAGUAAUAACCGGGGAUAUUCUUAAGGAUGUAAUAGCUGCAAUGUACAAAAGCGACAUAAAAGCCAACGAUGUUAUUAUAAAAGAAGGAAACACCGGCUCACACAUGUACGUCUCUAUUCGAGGAACCUUCGAAAUAAAAACAUCAAGAUCGAAGAACAUCACGACUUUCGAGGACGUCAGGAUCUUCGGCGAACUGGCCAUUCUGUACGAUGCGAAACGAAUGGCGACCAUUCGAGCGGUCACCGACGCCACCGUUUGGGUCCUCGACGCCCCGGUCUACCACCGAAUUCUGGUCAAAUACAAUUACAAAGAGCACGACGAACGGGUGGAUUUUCUGAUCAGAUGCGACGUGCUGCGCGAUUCCGGCGAGAAAAUGCUGAAAAUGCUGGCCAGCGCUCUGGUUUCCGAGCAAUAUCCCGGCGGAAAGGUCAUCAUCAAAGAGGGCGAUAAGGGUAAUAAGUUCUACAUAGUCCGGGCCGGUACAGUGACAGUGACCAAAGAAGGGCAAGGAAAUUUGGGCUCGUUCGGAAAGGGCUACUACUUCGGGGAGCGGGCGCUGUUGGAGGAGACGCGUCGACAAGCGACUGUCACCGCGGACGAUCCUCUGGUGGAAUGCCUCGCGAUUUCCAGGAAGCUGUUUAUAGAAAUAAAGGACUAUUUGAAAGUAACGCCUAGAAGCUCGAAUUCCAUGCUAUCGAAUCAAUUUAACGAAAUCCAAUUGAAGGACCUGAAAAUAGUGUACACUAUCGGAGAAGGCGGUUUCGGGCGAGUGGAGUUGGUUAUGUUGAAAGAAAACAAAAAUCAGUGUUUUGCUUUAAAAAUGAUGAGCAAGUACACUAUCGUGAAAGAUAAUAGACAACAACAAGCUAUAAAUGAGAGAUUACAGAUCUCCUGUGAUUCUCCAUUCAUCGUAAAAAUGUACAAAACCUUUAGAGAUACUCGAUAUAUUUUUUACUUGAUGGAAUAUUGCUCAGGUGGUGACCUUUGGAGCCUUCUAUAUAAAAAUCAAAAAAAUCACCAAUUCAGCGAAAAAGAGGCCAAAUUCAUAACAGGUUGCGUGUUGGAGGGUUUGGAGUAUUUGCAUAAUAAAAAUAUAAUAUACAGGGACCUGAAACCGGAGAACAUCAUGCUCACCGCCACCGGUUACUUCAAACUAACCGACUUCGGCUACAUCAAGAGACUGGCUAAAUUCGAGAAGACCUUCACGUUUGCCGGAACCGUGGAGUACGUAGCGCCCGAAGUAGCCCGGAAGGGCACCUACGGACGCGCCGUGGAUUACUGGGCGUGCGGGGUUUUCAUCUUCGAAAUGCUCUGCGGCAAAACGCCCUUCAGCUCGAUGGACUACAACGACGCGAAAAUAUUCAAGAACAUCCUGAACGGCAUCGAGAAGAUCCGGUUCCCCGAAGCGGUCAGUCCGCCGGCGAAGGAUUUGAUAAAGAGGCUUUGCCGGGAAAAUCCGUCGGAGAGGAUCGGAAUCGAGGACAUCAAACAGCACAGGUGGUACGAGGGAUUCGACUGGCCCAAAUUGCAGAAGUUUCAAAUGAAGACGCCGUUCAAGAAUCAAAGCAAGUCGUACAGGAGCAGGAGGUAUGUACCUGAUAAGAGCCUUCCACCGCCGGAGGACUCCGGUUGGGAUGACGGUAUAUUUUGAUGUGGUUUUAUAGCUAAAGUACAUGUGGAUAUGUUCAUUAAUUGUUUUAAUUUAUUUAGCAAUUAUUAUCAUAAAUAUUUAGAAACAUAAAUUUGAAUUUUGUAACCACUCACCAUUAUUACAUUAUUUCUACAACUUUGUUUGUAUCUUUAUUCUAUUGUAAGUCAGUAUAUGUACAAAUUUGUCAUAAUAAAACGGUAAAUAUUUCUAA